AUGCCUUUGAACCUUUCAUGGAGACCCAACAUGAGGUUUUAUUCUACUUCUCUUCAAGGAAGUAAACUAUUUUCUGUAAAGGACCUUACUACUCAUGAUAUGCUCCUUCAAUCAAGGUUUAUUUACCAGCCUGCAGCAGGAAUAGUUCACUGGCUUCCAUUAGGACUCCGUACCUAUAAAAAGCUUCAAAAUGUAAUUAGGAAAAGAAUGGAUCAGGCUGGUGGGCUGGAAAUGGAAUUAAGUAGCCUGUCUUCCAAGCAUUUAUGGGAGAGAACUAAGAGAUGGGACAACAAUGAAUUGUUCAAGUUCAAAGACUCCAAGGAUAGAGACUACUGUUUAGUGCCAACUUGUGAAGAGGAAAUCACAAACUUAGUUGGUGACUUAUGUUCGUCAUAUAAAGAUUUACCCCUUCUCGUGUACCAAAUUUCCCGCAAAUAUAGAGAUGAGUUGAGACCUAGGGGAGGUUUGUUGAGAGGACGAGAGUUUCUCAUGAAAGAUGCCUAUUCUUUUGACUUGACCAAAGAAGAUGGUCUUAAGUCUUAUGACAAUGUCAAUGAAGCCUAUAGAAGGAUUUUUCAAGACCUAAAGUUACCUGUGACUGUGGCCAAUGCCGAUUCUGGUUCGAUAGGUGGGGAUUUAUCAUUGGAGUAUCACUUAAUACACGAAUCCGGAGAAGACAUUUUAUUUAGAUGUAAUUCGUGCCAAACCGUUAGCAAUGUGGAAAAAUGUCAGUCACUUCCAGACAAACAAUUCAAAGGUGUACAAGAAGCAGAAUGCCAAUACUUUAUCAAUAAAGACAGGAAUACAUUGAUCAUAAUGUACUAUCCAAAGGGAAGAAAACUAAAUCCUCAAUAUGUAAAAGAUGAGAUACCAGAUAUUGAUUUUUCUAUUGACGAAGAAAUGGCAUUAACUCUGUUCAAAAACGAAUCCGAAGAAUCUUCAUCAUUUUUAGUGAAGGAGAUAAUUAGGGUUAUUGACCCCAGGGUAACCUCCAACACAAACAUGCCAGAUCUUAAAGUCUUAUAUCAUCGAAAUAGCAUGUUCACUUUCACAGAUAUUCCUAUCGUGGAAGCUAUUGCAGGCGAGAGAUGCUAUGAAUGUGAAAAGGGAACUCUAUCGGAGCAUACUGCAAUAGAAGUUGGACAUACUUUCUACUUGGAUAAGAAAUAUUCUUCCCCGUUAGAUUGCACCGUAGUCAAUGAACAAAACGAACAGACAACUGUUUACAUGGGCUGUUACGGUAUUGGAGUAUCUCGUCUAAUUGCAGCAAUUGCUCAAACAAGUAGAGAUGAAGUUGGAUUGACCUGGCCACAAAUUAUCGCACCAUAUCAAAUCACGCUACUUUCGAAUAAAACAUCAAGUAAAAAGAAUCUAGACACUGUCACCGAAAUACUGAGCUCAUUCGACGUUCAAGUUGACAACCGUGACGGAAAGUUCAGUAUGGGACAUAAGUUGAAGCAAAGUAAAGUUGCCGGGAUCCCAUUGCAAAUAAUUGUGGGAAAGCAUUUCCCACUAAUAGAAAUUGAGGUAAGAACCCCAAUUCAGCAUUCACAAGAACUCAAAGACCUCUACAAGAGAAAGACUUGGGACUGGGAAAUUCAGGAAUCUCCUCAAACCGCAGGAUGUUCUGAAAAGCAUCUAGUACAUUUGACAGGACUUGCACAAGUUGUGGAUGUGCUUCUUGAAUGUCUUUAG
Messenger RNA from Komagataella phaffii GS115, 1695 nucleotides. RefSeq lists its product as uncharacterized. The record is from RefSeq and is a predicted model, not a curated record. The transcript has a single exon. Bases 1 to 1695 code for a protein of 564 amino acids. Gene Ontology annotation, biological process: prolyl-tRNA aminoacylation. Gene Ontology annotation, molecular function: ATP binding; proline-tRNA ligase activity. Gene Ontology annotation, cellular component: mitochondrion; cytoplasm. Lineage: Eukaryota; Fungi; Ascomycota; Pichiomycetes; Pichiales; Pichiaceae.